GGAAGAGAAACUGAGUGAAAGAAGGAGAGGGAGAGAGAGAAAAAGAAGGAGAGAAGGAAAACAUUCCCCACCCAUCUGAUUUCUGGGGCUGGAGUUGAUCGUCACUCUGAGAUUGCGAGUUCUAACUCAGAGAGAUGAGACGUGAAGCCCUGCAUCUGCCUGCACCUUGUUCUUUUGUUUCUUGUUACAGCUGGACUCGCUCCGGAUCAGUGAGGACUAGAAGCAGAUAAAGGGUACACCUCUCCUGUGUGGUGAAGGUUGUGUGAAGGUUCUGUUGAUGAGCUAUAAGUGAUUCAGUGUGAAGGGCUGUGAGAAAACUCAAAGGUUUGUUCUGUAAGUUGGGAAACAUAAAGGAAAAGAAGUAUGCAUGUCUUCACCAGACAGAGCUUUCGCACGUGAAAGUGGAGUGUCCAGUCAUGGGCAUGUGCCACCUGUUCAGGCGAGGAUGGGAAAACUCGAGGACGACCACGAGAGAAUAAUCCUCAACGUCGGUGGCACCAGGCACGAGACAUAUCGCACCACGCUGCGAACACUGCCAGGAACACGCCUCGCCCUGCUCGCCUCCAUUCCCUUAUCCUCACUCAGUGGAUCUGCUUCUGGAUCAGACGCAGAGUCUGCACUGCUGGACCAUCACCACCAUCAUCAUCACCAUCAUCACCAUGAGCAUGAGCAACAGGUGCGGAUUGGUAACGAGUACUUUUUCGAUCGUCACCCAGGCGUGUUUGCGUACGUGUUAAAUUAUUACCGCACGGGGAAGUUGCAUUGUCCCGCGGACGUGUGUGGCCCCCUGUUCGAGGAGGAGCUCGCCUUCUGGGGCAUCGACGAGACGGAUGUGGAGCCGUGCUGCUGGAUGACAUACCGCCAACACAGAGAUGCCGAGGAGGCACUGGAUGUCUUUGACAUGAACGUGAUGGACAGUGGGACAGGGAACGAUGAGGACGAGGAGAACGACGAUAAUGAGGCCAAGCGUGAGGUGGGGAAGAGGACGAGGGUCGGAGAAGCAGAACAUGCCAAAGGAACCAGUCUAAGCCGCUGGAGAAAGUGGCAACCUGUCAUCUGGAACCUUUUUGAGGAUCCUUACUCGUCCCGAGCCGCUCGGUUUGUGGCUUUUGCCUCUUUGUUUUUUAUCAUGGUCUCCAUCACCACCUUCUGCCUGGAGACUCAUGAAGCCUUCAAUACCAUCAUCAACAAGACAGAUGCUUUCAGGAAUGAGAGUGUGCUCGAUUUGGUGCCUCAGUAUGAGAUUGAGACGGAUCCAGCGCUCACAUAUGUGGAAGGCGUCUGCGUUCUCUGGUUCACCUUCGAGUUCCUGGUGCGAGUGACGUUCAGUCCUGAUAAACUGGAGUUUGUCAAAAGUGUGCUGAACAUAAUUGACUUUGUAGCCAUCUUACCCUUUUAUCUGGAAGUGGGACUCAGUGGUUUGUCAUCCAAAGCGGCAAAAGAUGUCCUGGGGUUUCUUCGAGUGGUCCGCUUUGUACGUAUUCUCAGAAUUUUCAAGUUGACUCGUCACUUUGUCGGACUGCGAGUUCUUGGACACACCCUGCGUGCCAGCAUAAACGAGUUCUUCCUCCUCAUCAUCUUCCUCGCCCUUGGUGUCCUUAUCUUUGCCACUAUGAUCUACUACGCAGAGCGGAUCGGCGCUAAUCCUAAUGACCCGACUGCCAGCGACCACACCAUGUUUAAAAACAUUCCCAUCGGAUUUUGGUGGGCCGUGGUCACCAUGACAACGCUGGGCUACGGUGACAUGUACCCUCAGACGUGGUCAGGGAUGCUAGUAGGGGCGUUGUGCGCAUUAGCGGGCGUGUUGACAAUAGCGAUGCCCGUUCCAGUCAUCGUCAAUAACUUCGGCAUGUAUUACUCGCUAGCGAUGGCUAAGCAGAAACUACCAAAAAAGAGGAAAAAGCACAUCCCACAGGUGGUGCAAACUGCAUCUCCAUCCUUCUGCAGGACCAACCUAAGCUCAGCCUCCAACAGCAACCCUGUCGAUCUGCGUUUGGGACACAGCCGGGGGCUGGAGGGACCUCGCUCAGUCUCUGCAGACCUCAGCACAGGAAGUGACAUCACAACAACACCAGAAGAGCGAGUGCCCAUGCAGGAUCGACAUAUUGGAGGAACUUGCUUCCUAUUGGCUGCAAGGGAUUACAGCUGCACUGCUGACUCCACCCUCCGCAAAUCAGCUGUGAAUAAACCUCUGACUGAAAUACAACUGAUAUCAGCUAAAAGCGGAGAUGGUGGUGCCAAUACAGACUCAGACGGAUUCGAUGAUUUGGAUUGGACGGUAUGGAAUAGAAUAACCCUUUGAUUGGACCGCUUGAAUUAGCAUAUCUAUGGGCAAUGUGGAGCAGAACAACUGAUUGGACACAGGAUUGGACAAUCUGGAUUUGGAAAUAAACUCUUUGAUUGGAUGAACUUGAAAAAUUACAAGUCCUCUGAAUGGACAAUUUGGGCCUGGACAAAUAUGUGAUCGGAUGCUGGAUUGGACAAUCCGAAAUUUUGUGUUGAUCUGGAACAUGACUGUGAUGGCAUUCAGGAUUAGGACAUCUGUGAUGGGACAGUAUGGAUUAUCAUUUAUUUUUGAUUGGAUGGCUGGCGUGUCCCUGGAAAUAUGGACUAUCAUAUAUUUUUGAUUAGACAGUAUGGAUUAGCACAGCUCUUAUUUUACAGUAUGAAUUAGCAUAGCCCUAGUUAGAUAGGGUCAAUUAGCACAUAUCUGAUUGCUCUGUUGGGAUUAGCAUCGAUCUGACUGGAAAAUAAGGAUUAGAAUUUAUCUGAUUGAACAGAAGAAGAUUACAAGUGAUCUGAUUAGUCUCUUCUCCUGAAGCAGCUUCACGGUAAACAGUGUAUGUCUACAGAGGAUCGUAAACACAUUACUGCCCCAAGAUACCCCAUUCAGUCUCUUUCCCAAAAGCCCCCCUCUAAUACCCCUAUUGUUGAUGUACUUUCUCCAUUUAUGUCCCUUUAAUUCCCCUGCUGCAUUUAUGCCCCAAUAAACUAUCCCUGUUGCCA
This is a messenger RNA of Silurus meridionalis, 3006 nucleotides long. It is a transcript of the gene kcnc2, whose product is annotated as potassium voltage-gated channel, Shaw-related subfamily, member 2. Gene Ontology annotation, molecular function: delayed rectifier potassium channel activity; protein binding. Gene Ontology annotation, biological process: protein homooligomerization; potassium ion transmembrane transport. The record is from RefSeq and is a predicted model, not a curated record. Bases 368 to 2302 code for a protein of 644 amino acids. The transcript has 4 exons. NCBI's taxonomy places the organism in Eukaryota, Metazoa, Chordata, Actinopteri, Siluriformes, Siluridae. Gene Ontology annotation, cellular component: voltage-gated potassium channel complex; axon; neuronal cell body membrane.